Xiphophorus maculatus (southern platyfish) is the source of this 2894-nucleotide messenger RNA. RefSeq names its product transmembrane protein 236-like (gene tmem236). The record is from RefSeq and is a predicted model, not a curated record. The transcript has 4 exons. Bases 85 to 1164 code for a protein of 359 amino acids. Lineage: Eukaryota; Metazoa; Chordata; Actinopteri; Cyprinodontiformes; Poeciliidae.
UCAACAUUCCUGCAGGGACAUUCUGAGGGAGAUGAUUGUCAAAGUCUGAAGCUCCAAUUUCCAAGUAGCCACCAGCGUUCAGGGAUGGUGCUCUCAGGGAAGACGGUCAAGCUCAUCGUGUACGAGGUGCUGCAGUUUGCAGCUCUCAUUGUCCCUGUUUUUGUAGUCAUGGAGAGAUUUGCCAGGAUUAUAAGAGACGUGAAAGGACAGAAUGUGACUGCUUACUGGCUCGUGGUGGCGGCUUCUAUUGCCUAUGUGACCUCUGCAACCUUGCUGGUGUGGGUUCCUCUCAAAUACGUGAUCCUGAAGAAACGGAGAUUCAUUUCGGAGAUCACACAGUGGAGACCGACAGCACUGGCAUAUCUUCUGCUGUCAACGCUGCCAUGUUUUGCAAUUCUAAUAGCCAGUUCCAAGGUCCAGCUGGACAAGCAACAAAAACUCGACCAUUUCACAGAGCUGCCUGUUUCCUUGGUUCUUUUCUCCCUGAUUUGUGUGGAUAUCAUAGAGAGGAUACGGCCUCACAAGCUCAUGGGUAAAGCUAAUAUUAUGGAUUCUGACUACGACAUGUCAAGACCUGUCCUGACCCAGCUGACACAUGUGACCAGUGUUUCAGGCCAGCUGCCAGCUGAUGAAGGCCAGAACAGUGUGACUCCAGGCCAGGCAGAGGCCAGAAAUGGCAGCACAACCAACAAAAGGCAGGAUGUCACUGAGUCCCCUCACAGCACACGACCAAACGCUUCAUACCUGUACUCUUCCACCCCAAGACUGAUGCCUUACUCGGGUCCCCUAAGCUUCCUGUGGAGGAAAGAUGGAAGGGCAGAGGUAUUUGUGGAGUGUUUCUUGUUCUGGCUGGACACAGUGGAGAUGGUGCGAGUUUCCGGGGAGCCAGUCAUUUUCUACUCAGCUUGGGUGUUCCCAGUUUACAUCCUGGCUUUCCUUUCUUGUCUCCGCAUGAUCAUUGCUCCCCACAGCUUCCUGCUGCCGUUUGCUGGAGCUAUGCUGCAGGAUCUUCCUUUCUUCAUCAUUCGAGUUGCACUGAUUAUUGUUUUUGGUUUUGUAACACCUUUGCUAUAUCCUCUCAAAAAUGUUCUGGUAAAUUUAACUUUUAUCUAUUUCACAUGGAUGACCAAGCUGAGGAUAUUUAAAAGAAGCAGUAUGUUCUGAGGAGGAGCGUAAAGACCCCAACUCACCUGUGGAUGUUUGAACUGUUUUCUUUGAAGAGCAGCACCAUAGACUCCUACUGAAACAUCAUUUGUGUAAUUAUUAGCCUUAUGAUAUAUAUAAGGGUAUAUAGAUUGGGUAUGAGUGUAUUUAUGUCAAUUACAUGUUAAAAAAAAAACAUGUCUGUCUUUCUUUAAAUCUAUACAUUUCCUUGAAAAAGUAUUGAUACCUCUUGAGCUGUUUUUUUACAUUUGGUCACAUUACAGUCAAAUUAAAUCAAAUCAACUGUAUUGUAUCCUAAUUUUAUAUGAUAGGCCUAAAUAUGGUGCAUAACUGUUAAGUAAAAGAAAAUAAUGGGGUAGAUAUUCACCAACUUCACACAUAUAUUUUUUGUCAUUUGUACUUUGGAAAAUAUUGUACAUAUUUAUUUUCUUUCUGAACUUGUUUUCUUGCUACAUUUAAUCUUUAAAAUCCUUACAUCUCUAAACGCAGAAAGUAAUCAAACGUUUUAAAGUUACAUAUUUAUUGAUAGAGAAAAAACACAGGUGAAAAUGUUUAGAUUUAUACAACUAAAUAUGUGAGGGUGCUGUUAAGAGAAGUUAUAUAUUAACAGGUUUAACUCAAGGUAAGAAUAUUGAAAGAAAAACAGCUGAAAUUCAAAAAGGUCCGUGCUGAAAUUGCUUAGGUUUUAGUUGAAUGAAAACAUGAUUCUGAGAUCUUUAAAGGACAACACCUAACCAAAAUAACUUAAGCAGAGGUAAUAGAUUAUCUUUUAAACAUUAACUGAAUAAAUUAUUGCAGUGGAAUCAGGAAAGAAGUAAAUGGAGUGCAUUCAUAACCAAAAUGUAAGACUAAAGGAGGAUGAAGAGUAGUUAGACUUGAGUUCUGGCAGAACAGGAAUCAAGGUUUUAUUAAAACAAUGUAAAACAUGAAGCAAAUCAAUUAAAAAUCAUAUUUAUGUUGCCUGUGCUUUGAAGAUAAUUUAGAUUUUAAGUCCUUUUCUUUUGUUUUCUUUUGGAUGUUUGAGUUUGUAUCAGUGCAGACCUCUAUAGUGGCUGCACCGAUACAAUGCAGUAACUAUACUGCACCCCUACCAGGACACAUUAAACAGAAUUACACCCAUGAUUCACAUGCUCUUUCUUCCUGUGGUAGAUUAGUUUCAGCUGACAAAGAAAAACAUAAAAUCAUAUAAGGUGAGGAAAUAAUUCAUUCCUAUGAAGCCCUGGGAGAAACUUGUUAAAGACCUUAUACACCAUGUGAGUGAUAAAACAUCAGCCAAGCAGCUGUAGCUCAAGCAGUAAAGAACCAGAUCUGGAUGGCUUUCAUUUAUGAGCAUAAAAACUGAAAUUAACUUUCCCUAAUAUCCCCACAGCCAUGAUCUUCCGGCUUCUCAAUAAUUCAUACCAUAAUCUGCAAUAAGGCAUUAGUGCAUCUCGCAUUACAAAUAAUGGUUGCUAUUGGAGUGCAGCUUGCUGGUGUGACGGAGGACACUUUCUCAUUAGUAUGACAGACUGAAUGCUUAAAAAGAUCAAAGAAAACAGCAGUCUGGACACCAUUUCUCUUGGUAAGAGACUCGAAGAUCCCUGAUCAUCAAUGAUGAGUUCAAAAUUUGCCAUUUUAUCAACUUCAAAUAAAGUUUUCAUGCAAAUCUCCUGCAAACUUUGUAGUAUAUACUGUAACUCCUUUCACAGUAAUACUAAACAUAUAUGACAAUACAAUUUCUUUCUGUAAGA